AUGCCCUCAGCUAUUUCUCUGUCGACAUCGAUCAUACCGGAUUUCAAGGAGAUUCGAUCCCGAUCAUUCUCCUUACCUAAAUCGCCUAAAGCUGCCAAACGAUUCUUUGGGAAGAGCGAGGACUCUCCACCUGUCCCACCUCUACCUUCCUCGACCAACACCGGCACUCCGCAUUAUCAACAUACACCUUCUUCUUCUUCGAUAACGUCCAGUCUCAGUGCCAGUGUUGGGUUCUCAGGUGCGACUGUCGUGAGAACUCCUCAAGAGGCAUUGGAAGGUAUAAAAUCGCUUACUCCACCUGUCUUACCUCAACUGCCUAUCGCUCAUACUUACAUUAACCCAAACGGGAGAAAACCGCCCAUCUACCUGCAUACACACACCAACUCUCUAGAUAGAUGUAGAAUAAAUCACUCCAACGGAAUUGGUCCUCAGAGUAGCAAUUGCAAUACACCUAAAAUACAUAGAUCGCGAAGUGCUACCGAAGAACUUCGAUCUCCCAUAUCGACUUCAUCCACUUCCAAUCCUGCUACGCCGGUGACUGCUCCACCGUGUCAAGGGGGUAUAGUAGGUGUCAAAGGAGUAUUGAAAUCACCCAGUUAUGGGUACUUGAGAAAUCAUGAUGUAUCGGCUGAUAAGUGGGCGAGAGAAGUUCUGGGUAGUAUUAGGAUAAGUACAGAUAAUCAUAAUGACGUUGAUGCUCUUGGUUUGAGGGGAAGGAUGGAUUUGGGUGAAGGUGAAGAAUUGAAUUCAUUUAUCGACUCUUACGAUAGGAGUAUCAAACAUGAUUCAAUCCAAUCGUCAAUCGGACUUGUACCAGUUCCUCAUUCCACAACCUUCCACUCGACAACAAGCUUAACGUCAAUCCAGACGUUUGGGCAUGAUGAUAGAUCCAAAGGAUAUCAACCUUCCAUCGUAUCUACCGCUGCCUCUACUACACAGGGAUAUACGGAAGACCAAUACAAACCUUAUAUCCAGCCUGGAUCUUCAACUACGAAUAACAGUAUGUUGAUGUUGGAUGAGGAUCGAUAUCCGCCAAGGUCAACUUCGACUUUACAACAUCUGGAAGAAGUCAAAUUCCCUUCUUCUUCUACACCUUUACCACCUCCUUCGGAAUCUGACAUUUCGACAACAACAAAGGAAGAACAAGAAGAAGAGUAUGAUAAUAUUGAUUAUGAUCCAUUCAAGAAGAUUGAUACUUAUACUACUAGGCCUAUACGUACUAUCACUAGUACUGCUUCGUCGCGCUCUUCUCGAUCCUCAUCUUCGACAACAACCAAGAAACAAAAUGAAGUGCAGGACAAAUCUCUGCAUGCACCAGUUCCAGUACCUGUGCCGGUACCAUUCACGACGCCGACUUAUCCUAAGGCUGACCCAGUCGAGAGUACUUAUUCACCCCGAUCGAGACCACAACAACUCCCCAGUGAGAAGGAGAAACAAGACGAGGAGGAUAAACAGUUCUUGUUGGCAUUACCAACAAGAGAUUUCACAAGAUCACCUUCAACUCAUUCUAUGCGUCCUCCAUCUCCACUUGCUACAUCGGCAUCUACCAAUUCGAGAUCCCAGGGACACACGAGAUCACCUUCCACCCCUAUCACUUCUUCUUCACCUCAAAAGACGAUCAUCCAGACCCAUACUCGAAGUCCUUCUUCCCCUGCUGAAUUCUCUCCAUCACCUCUAUCUCCCUCCCCGAACUCUCCCAUACAGAAACUACGACGACCUUCCCUCUUGUCCAACAGAAGUACCGUCCGUCCGCCUCCACCCGCUAGUCGAAUAUCCAAGUGGCUGUCAGUAGUACAAACUCCCUUUCACGCUACUAUCCUUGAAGAUACGUCCCGACCUUUACCAUCUGGUCAAAGUGAUCUGGUAUUGCUGAAUCUCGAAUUCGCUUAUUCGUUGGAUGAUAAACCGAAUAACGAAAAGGUUAUAUUACCAAUCGAGGUCGUCAGACAAUAUGGAUCGAAUAUGUUGGUAGAUUGGUUAGAUAGGUAUUUGACUAGAAGUGGAAAUGGGAACAAUAAAAAAGUGAUUUCUACGGUCACGACUAUACCUGAGAUGACUGAUGGGGAGAGCGCGGAGGAAAGUGAUUUGGAGAGUGAUAACGGAUUGACUGCGUUGUUGAGAGACGAAUAUCUGAAUUCAUUCUUACUUCCUGAUCCACCCUCAUCAGCAACAAGUCUCACCACCCCCAAUCCUGUUCCUGUUCCUUCGGCUGUCGAAGGAGUAACCAUCCCGUCAUCGCCUAGAAAAGUCAAAUCUCCGUCCUCACCAAAUAUCCCUCUACCACCUACUCCAGCAUCGACCCUCGAUGUUCUCGAUGAGAUUCCUACUCGACUUCCAUCUGGUGAUGCGCCAGAGCCUGCUCCGAAGAGAGAACGAUGGAAACGAGGUGUUACACCGAGACAGUACGAGCAAUUACAGAACAUAUACCCCACACCUCUAUCUUCUUUGGCGCCUACUUCGCACGAUGACGAUGAUGACGAUCAGACUUCCAAAUCACCUUCGGAGAUGGAAACGGAGUUAAUAGAACGAGAGAUGGGUAUGGAGUUGGAUGAUAAGUCCAAUUGGAUGCCACCUAAAACACCUCCUUUGAGUAUACGGAGACACUCGAAAUCGCAUAUACCCCCAACACCGACGGUCACGAGCAAAUCACCAGACCAGAGAGAAGACCCAGGUCAUGCAGAGGGACAAAGUAAAUUAAGGGAAUUGAGAAUUUUCUUGACCCGCGAAGCUGGUGCAUGGCAUCGGAUAGCUCAUCGACUCUUAUCUGGGAAAUGGGGUGAUAUGCGAGAUGAGAUAUACAAACAAAGGGUGAUAGAUGAAUUAGAUUGGGUAGGAAUGACGAGUCUCAGAGAAGAAUUAUUCAACAAUCUUAUUAUGGGCUUUGGGGGAAAUGGGAAUCUGAGUUCAUCACCUGUUAGUAGAGGUGGAAUUUUAUCUAAUAGAAUUACAAAUCCCCCAUCACCAUCAAUCGCACAGAUACCUCAAACGUCCAUGUCAGCCGGAUUCAUAGGAUUUACACCCCUAAGUGGGAACUCCUCGCCUGGGAUGGGCAUGGGAGGUACGAAGAAGAUAACGAGAAGUAGUUCAUCAACUUCUUUGAUGAUGUUGAGGAACAAGGGGAACAAGGGGAAUAGAGUUAGCAGAGGUGGAUCUGGAUAUAUAUGA
Molecule: messenger RNA, 3165 nt
Organism: Kwoniella mangroviensis CBS 8507
Lineage: Eukaryota; Fungi; Basidiomycota; Tremellomycetes; Tremellales; Cryptococcaceae
Exons: 2
Coding region: 1-3165 (1054 amino acids)
Source: RefSeq, a predicted model, not a curated record